Molecule: messenger RNA, 490 nt
Organism: Abrus precatorius (Indian licorice)
Lineage: Eukaryota; Viridiplantae; Streptophyta; Magnoliopsida; Fabales; Fabaceae
Exons: 3
Coding region: 63-359 (98 amino acids)
Biological process (GO): mitochondrial respiratory chain complex IV assembly
Cellular component (GO): mitochondrial inner membrane
Source: RefSeq, a predicted model, not a curated record
UCUCAAAAGCUUCAACACACUUUCAAGUUUAAGAAUAAUAAUAAGAAGAAGACCGACACAACAUGGAGGCAGUUCAGACGUGGGUCUCAGAGCACAAGCUAACCAGCAUUGGGGCACUAUGGGCCUCUGGAAUUGGAGCAUCACUCGUGGCUUAUACGCGCACUAAGUCUCCAUUGAAGCCUAGUCUCAGGCUUAUCCAUGCUAGGAUGCACGCACAGGCGCUAACUUUAGCAGUGUUGUCCGGUGCAGCUGCUUAUCACUACUAUGAGAAUCGCGCUGAUCAACCAAAACCAUUCGCUGAUGGAUCUGCUCCCAAUGUCACCCAGCUGGUUGAAUGGCAACUCCACUGUCCUUUCUAAAUUCAAAGUGAAGCUAUUGGGGUCAUGUUAUCAUGAUGACCAGUGGUUAAUUUCUAUAAUCUAACUAUUUCUUUUGCCUACCAAUUAAGAAUAUUGUUGUCUAUUUUUAUGUAUGAUCAGACACCAGAACG